Molecule: messenger RNA, 2406 nt
Organism: Phytomonas sp. Hart1
Lineage: Eukaryota; Euglenozoa; Kinetoplastea; Trypanosomatida; Trypanosomatidae
Source: the annotation of a GenBank genome assembly
AUGGCCACCGACUCCCCGUUUGUCCUGACAGACGCGGGGGAAAAAGUCCCGCUCGACCUCGACAAGCUGCGCCGGGGCUUUGCGAGCGUGACGGAAGGGUUGGACCAGCGGUUUAUCGAAAUCGACGUGUUGGUGGCGACGGUCGCCCGCGGCGUGACCGACGUCAUCUCGCAGCCCCACCUGGACGAGUUGAUGGCCCAAACGGCGGCCUACAUGGUUACCAAACACCCAGAUUAUGGCCUGAUGGGGGGGCGAUUGAGCGUGAAGGCGCUUCAUAAAGCUACAAGCGACUCCGUCCUCGAGACGUUUCGCGUGAUGCGGGAGCAUAUUGGCUUUCAAACCCGCCGCCCCGCCCCGCUCAUCUCAGAGGAGCUCUGGAAGAUCGUGGAGACCCACCACGAGGAGCUUCAGCGCAUUAUUGAUUAUUCGCGUGAUAUGAAUUAUGAGUACUUUGGCUUUAAAACCCUUGAGCGGUCGUACUUAUUGCGGAUUGAGGUGGGUCGGGCGAAGAUGCGGAUUGUGGAGCGACCCCAGCAUAUGAUUUUGCGGGUGGCGCUUGGGAUUCACGGUGGGAACCUUGAGAAGGUGGCUCGGACCUACGAUUUGAUGUCGAAUGGCUUUUUCACCCACGCGACCCCGACGUUGUUUAACGCCGGCACCCCCCGUCCGCAGAUGAGUUCCUGCUUUUUAAUAGCGAUGAAGGAGGACAGUAUUGAAGGGAUUUACGACACUUUGAAGGAGUGCGCCGUGAUUAGCAAGGCAGCAGGGGGGAUUGGACUGCACGUUCACAACAUUCGAGCCUCCGGAAGUUAUAUCGCCGGGACGAACGGAACUUCGAACGGGUUGGUGCCGAUGCUGCGGGUUUUUAAUAACACCGCACGUUAUGUCGAUCAAGGAGGGGGCAAACGCAAAGGGGCAUUUGCGGUUUAUCUGGAGCCCUGGCAUGCGGAUAUUUUCGAGUUUGUCAUGUUAAAGCGGAACACCGGGAAGGAGGAUCAGCGGGCGCGUGAUCUUUUUUACGGGCUUUGGAUACCUGAUCUUUUUAUGGAGCGCGUGAAGAGCGAGGGGACGUGGACGUUGAUGGAUCCCCACACCUGUCCGGGGCUGAGCGAUUGUUAUGGGGAGGAGUUUGAGCGGUUGUAUAAAAGUUAUGAGGCGCGUCAGAUGGGGGUGCGCACGAUUCAGGCGCAGGAGCUGUGGUUUGCGAUUUUGGAGACCCAAAUCGAGACGGGGGUGCCUUUUAUGCUCUACAAAGACGCGUGCAAUCGAAAGUCGAACCAAAAACACAUCGGGACGAUUAAAUGCUCGAAUUUGUGUACCGAAAUUGUGGAAUACACAUCCCCGGAGCAGACAGCGGUGUGCAAUUUGGCCUCCCUCGCCCUGCCGCGGUUUGUGGACGUCGAGAAGCAAGUCUUCAACCAUCAACUGCUCUACGAGGUCACGAAGGAGGUCACCUACAACCUUAAUCGCGUUAUUGAUAAUUCCUACUACCCAGUGGAGACGGCGCGGCGGAGCAAUAUGAAUUAUCGCCCGAUCGGGAUAGGCGUCCAGGGGCUUGCCGAUACUUUUAUUCUGCUUCGCCAGACCUUUACUGAGCCCGAGUCGAUGCGGUUGAAUGAGGAAAUCUUCGAAACCAUCUAUUACGCCUCGGUCGAGGCCUCGGUGGAUCUCGCGGAGAUGGAAGGGAGUUAUACCGAUUUCGACCAAAGCCCGGCGGCCCAGGGGAUCUUGCAGUUUGAUCUUUGGGGGAAAAAACCAACGAGCGGGCGAUGGGAUUGGGAUGCGUUAAAGGCACGGCUUAAGGUCUCCGGCAUGCGCAAUUCCUUGUUGUUGGCCCCUAUGCCAACCGCCUCGACCUCGCAAAUUUUGGGCAAUAAUGAAUGUAUUGAGCCAUUUACCUCGAAUAUUUACCUUCGUCGGGUGUUAAGUGGGGAGUUUCCCGUGGUAAAUAAAUAUCUGGUGCGGGAUUUGGUUGAGCGUGGGAUGUGGAAUGAUACCGUUCGCAACGAGAUCAUCACCUUUAACGGCUCCAUCCAACGCGUGCAAGGGAUCGGCGAGGACCUCAAAAAACUCUACAAAACCGUCUGGGAGAUCUCACAGCGGGAUGUGAUCCAGAUGGCCGCGGAUCGUGGGAAGUACAUUGAUCAAUCGCAGUCGUUGAAUCUUUUUAUGGAAAGUCCUUCCUCCGGGCGUAUUACGUCUAUGCAUUUCUACUGCUGGGAAAAGGGCCUCAAGACGGGCAUGUAUUACCUCCGCACCCGCCCCGCCGCGGACGCGAUUAAAUUCACGGUGGAUGCCAAACGCCUGAAGGAGAUCCAAGACGAAGAAUUAUCCCGCGUGAGUACGCCCGUCAAACAAGGAUUGUCCUCCGCGGACUCUGAGGAGUGUUUGAAUUGUGGAUCAUAG